Messenger RNA from Styela clava, 1470 nucleotides. RefSeq lists its product as uncharacterized. Lineage: Eukaryota; Metazoa; Chordata; Ascidiacea; Stolidobranchia; Styelidae. The record is from RefSeq and is a predicted model, not a curated record.
ACGCAUUUGAUUGAUAUUUCGGGAUUACGACUUUAUGAAAUCUAUGUCCAACUCAUUUUCUUCGAUCUAUAUACGUACAGUGAAGUCAUGACAGCAACGAGGUGGUUUAUUUAAUUGCGACUCUCGCAGGUGAAACAUCUAAGGCAGUUCUUAUCAAUUUUAUGCGCACAUUUGAUACGUAGCACUGAUGCCACGUUAUAUCAGAUUAUUAUGAGGCAUGGCAGCGAAAACUCGAACAGUCCGGUAUAAUAUUUCAUUAUAGGUGAGAAUUCGCAGAUUUGUUUGUACCGUACAUCUUUGCAUAUAUAUUAGCUUUAGAACAUACUACACAGACAUUCUACAGCUAUAUCCUGUAUCCUGUAACAUCAUAUAGUUUACUGUUCACAGUAUUUGGUUAUUCACUUAUAUAAUAAAUUGCGAAGAAGAAUAAAGAUUAUUAAGGAAGAAUUUUGAGAUAUAAUAGAAAAAUGCCUUCAGCCAUCACCCGCACCAGCGGUGUUAGCUAUCUGGCUUUCGGUGACGUAGCUGAGUUAGACAAACGGUUAAACGAACUGACUGCAAAGUAUUUUCCUAAACAUCGACGAAUUAGUUCCGAAUAUGGUUAUCAUUACGAAUCGCUUUCAAACGACAUGAAAGAAAAUUGUUCGAAGGUCAGAAAAAUGCAGGGAGAUGCAUGCGGUUUCGAAAUGAAAGAUAAUCGGUUUCGAAAGGAUGUAAUCACUAGUGAUUAUAUGGAAACAACAGCGCUAAUUACAGAGCGCCGAAGAAAACUGAAAGAUGGGAUCUCGAGCCGCCAACAGAUGGAAGAAAUAUCACAGAAAAUUGCAGACUUAUCCAACGUACAAGAAAAGAUAAAUGAAAUAUCAAGGAAACAUAAAAAAGCACUUCUUUCUCUCGGUGACGCAGAGCUGGCGCGCAGACUGGAAAAACUGUUGGAAAGAAACAAUUUGCCAAAAAGUGAAUCUAUGUAUAAAUAUUAUCAAAUUAAUGAUCACACACUCCCGAAGAAAGCUUCAAAAAGCAAUUGUGACAAAGCACAUUCGAAGAAAAUUUCUUUGGAGUUUGCUGCUUCCAAGUUAAGAAAUAUCAAAGCCGUCGGUUGCUCAUUUGCGCCUGAAGGUAACAGCAAUGUGUUACAGCGUGAGUCCGAUGAAUGGUUGUCUAAGCAAAGUAAGCACAUGAAUAAACUUCGUAAAAUGUGUUCCAUUUCUCUUUGGAGAAAAACUAUUCUCCGACAACAUUUCAAAUUUGUCCAACAAUUCAGAAAACGUCGUAGAUCGAGAAGAGUUGAAUGUUCUUUAAUCCCCGGUUCAGAUAUUUCAAAUGACAGUUUUUAAUUUUAUAUGCUUCACUUUCAACUUCACUUCAUUUCCAAUUUCAAGUACUUCGUAGUUCCUAUUCUGAUUUUUAACUGCAAAACGUUGUUACGUUUGAAUAUAAAUGGAUGAAUAUGCUCUGUUACUCGGUCCA